Molecule: messenger RNA, 3964 nt
Organism: Lates calcarifer (barramundi perch)
Lineage: Eukaryota; Metazoa; Chordata; Actinopteri; Centropomidae
Gene: hgsnat
Product: heparan-alpha-glucosaminide N-acetyltransferase
Source: RefSeq, a predicted model, not a curated record
CCUGUAAAAUGUGUAAUGCUGUAAGCCGACUUUUUACAACAACAAAUUCAAUAUAUGCAAAAUGAUUGAGGCACACUUUAGUAAACGUUCAUCACACAUACAUAACACACACUAGAACAGCCAAACAAACACUUAAACAAGUAGGCUUCAGUGUCGUGGGUAUUGAUCCGCAGAGGGCAACGAACAGGUAGCGUUAAUAAUGUACUUUGUCCCUUCUCGCUCCCGGUACAAUGUCAAAACAAGGAAGGGUCGGAAGUAGAAUAUAUUAUGGCAAAAAGGAAACUAAAGAAAAACUCGAAAGACACAUCUUCAGUGGUGGGGGUGAGACAGGCAAGGCAGGCAGAAAUGACAAAACCAGAGAAAUAUAUGUUUUUCCUUGCUGCCAUCGCUCUGGUUGUAGCCGUUUGUGUGGCACCACUGACUGCUGAAAUAUCUACCUCUGGCUUUUCUCGUCAUAAGCACAGUAUCCUGAAGAUGGAUGAGGCAGUUUUGACAAUCAAAAAUGAGCUGGACACUGAGUUGGUGGUGUCUUGGAUGUCAGAGCGCUGCUACCAGUGUUUGUACCAGCAACUAGGGCUGGUACCUGCAGUGACCAGUCCUGGUCAGCCCAGCUCAGUUGACUUUGUUGUGAACACACAGCACGAAAUUACACUACAGAUCAACAGCACUCCUGUCACCCUGGACCUGUGCACGGUUCCAUUCCACUUUGGGGAGCACGGAAACUACUCUCUGUGGGUAAAAAAUCUGAAUGACUCCUCAGUGGUUAACUGCUCUGUAGUGACUGAUGCAGACCCCAUCAACAGCUACAUACCAAUAUUAGUAGCUUUUCUUAUCUUUGCUGGACUGGCCUUGGUAUCAGCCAUUGGAAGAACAAUAUUAGGGCUUGAUGUAGUGAAGGGUGUCCUCUUCCGAAUUAGCGGCUCAAUGGAGACAGAGAGGCUCAUCAACUCUGAACUGGGCUCCCCUGGCAGGACAGUGACACCAGUUACAGACAACAUCCUCCCUCCCCCACCCAACCCCAGCAGGAGGCUGCGAUCUCUGGACACAUUCAGAGGUAUUUCCUUGGUCAUUAUGGUGUUUGUGAACUAUGGAGGGGGACGAUACUGGUUCUUCAGACACGAAAGCUGGAAUGGUCUUACUGUUGCAGAUCUUGUAUUCCCUUGGUUUGUGUUUAUAAUGGGGACAUCCAUUGCACUGUCAAUCAACUCCCAGCUGUGUGCAGGCUCUACACGCUGCUCACUGCUGAGGAAAGUUGUGUGGAGGAGCCUGCAGCUCUUCAUCAUCGGUGUCCUCAUUAUCAACCCAAACUACUGCCAGGGACCAUUAUCUUGGGACAACCUGCGGAUCCCGGGUGUGUUGCAGCGCCUGGCCUGGUCGUACCUGGUUGUAGCCUGCCUGGAUCUGUUGGUGGCGAGAGGUCACCUUGACAUCCUUACAACGGGUGCUUGGUGGUCCCCUGGCAUUGACAUCUUGCUGUACUGGCCAGCUUGGCUGUGUGUGCUUCUCUUAGAAAUCAUCUGGCUAUGCCUCACUUUCCUACUUCCUGUACCAGGUUGCCCGACAGGCUAUCUGGGUCCUGGUGGGAUUGGGGACAUGGGCCUGUACGUUAACUGCACCGGAGGAGCAGCUGGUUUCAUCGACCAUUGGCUUCUGGGAGAAAACCACAUCUACCAGACUCCCUCGUCACGGGUGAUUUAUGCAACUCACAUGCCCUAUGAUCCAGAAGGUGUUCUUGGCAGCAUCAACUCUAUUGUCAUGGCUUUUCUUGGAUUGCAGGCAGGAAAAAUAAUCUUACACUACAGAGAUCUCCACACAAGUAUAAUGUCAAGGUUUCUCAUAUGGGGUCUCUUAUUGGGAGCCAUAUCAGCAGUUCUGACCAAGUGUUCCACAGACCAGGGCUUCAUUCCUGUCAACAAGAACCUAUGGUCUCUGUCCUAUGUGACAACACUGGCCUGUUUUGCCUUUGUGCUGCUAGUCCUGGUUUACUACACAGUGGAUGUAAAGAAGUGGUGGUCUGGAGCACCUUUCUACUACCCUGGUAUGAACUCCAUCCUUGUAUAUGUGGGCCAUGAAGUGUUUGAGGAGUACUUCCCCUUCCGUUGGCACAUGGUCAACAGCCAAUCCCAUGCUGAACACCUCACCCAGAACCUUGUAGCUACUUCCUGUUGGGUGUUUAUCUCCUAUGUCCUCUACAGAAAGAAAAUUUUCUGGAAAAUUUAAAAGUGGAGCCCCUACAUCAUGGGGCCUUCAGACAAUAAUUGCAGAGGACAUUGUUUACAUCAGAAUUGCUGGAGUUAUCAUCUGAAAACAUUUGGAAAGUGGAAAACAGGAGAGUGAAUUAUUAUGUCAAAACUGUGAUGGUUCUCUGACUCGGAAUGGAUAUGGGUUUCUUCUUUCAAACAGCACUCUUUUUUGAUUGUUUAGUCACUACUUUAUAGGACCAUAAAUGUUUAAAGACUUUUUUUCCUCAAAGAUCUUUAGAUAUGAAGCAGCCGAUACCUGCCAAAUAUCUUAACUGACUCAGGUAGAACUGGUCCAAGAAUAGUUUGAGAAUUGAGAGCUAUGAAAACUGACAUUGUUAAUCUACUGUUCGAAUAUGUGUUAUAGAAGUGCAGGUUUUCAUUUCUCAUCUUGUGCCACAGACUACAGCAGCAGGGUGCUGCAGUAGUGGUUCAACAAGCCCUUGUUGACUUCCCCUUGGGAGAAUCCCUGUCACCAUCUUAAGUAAUAUUGCAUUACUCUGAAAGUUGAAGUGGGUUUUUGUGAGACUGACUCUUCAAGAGCAAAAGAAAAGGCAACCAAGACUGCAUUGUGAUCUUUCAUUUCCACUGCACAGCAGAAGGUGGAAGCGAUAUUUAAACAAAGGAGAAACAGUGUGUCGUGGGUUUUAAAUUAACACAUGCAAUAUUUAAUUCUUCAGUUGCCUGUGUAGAUUUAAUCAUCAUUUAUUGUUGUCAGGUAGUAGACCAGCUCAAGAGCAAGUGUUUUCCAUUCGCAGUCAUCUGCUUCGCGCCAACUCCCAUUCCUUCACUUGGCACUGUAUGAUGCUGCGUGUUACCAACUGCUGAGGGGAAGUGAAGGAGGGCAAGUCAGAUGACCUGAAACCCACUGUGGGGUGAUUGUUUUGCAUUUUAGUUGAAUGCAUGUUUGUUUAUCGAUUUGAUUAGGUUUGCCCUUUUUACUUAUUCCACAUGCCCAAUUUUUCUGCAUUGGCAGAAAUUAUUUGUCUUUCUCUUGCCAAAGGUUUGAGUAGCCAUUUUUUCACAUUGUGCUAAAUGUGUCAUGAAUUUCCAGAAGGGAGUUCAAUUGUAUGUUGCCUGUGAGUAUAAGUUUAAUUGUGAGAUUUGAAAAUACAUUAUACACUCAGUUCUAAGAUUAUUGUGAACCCCUAGCCAAAACUAAUGCAGUCCAAAACAACAGUCCUGAUAUAUGUUGUAAAUUAAACAAAACUAACAAAACAAAACAUAACUGUUUGUAUAACACAGUUCCAAUCUGCAGCCUCCAAAAUGACCAUAAAGUUAAAUCAACAUUCAACAUUGUAACCAUCAUGAAGGCAGGAUUUGUUUUAUGACUUGUAAUAAACUACAUCAGUUUUAGGUAUAUGCACUUAUUAAACUGACAACUGAGUGUAUAUUUGAUUAAGUAUUAUCUCAUAUCUCGUCAACUGUGUUGCCAUUACUCCAACAAUGCUGGAUAAAUGUGUCCCCUUCUGCUAUAGGCACAUAGUGUCAGCCAUUACUUUCAUCAACAGAUUUUGCUAAACCAGAUGUUCAGUAUGUUGAAUAUCUAAAUGCUGUGACAGAUUUUUUUUUUUUUUUUUGAAUAAUUCAAGCUCAUUUUGUGCUAUCUUAAUUGAUGUAAUUCAUUUUUUCAAAGUUUUAUACAUUUAGUUUUUUUUAUAUAUUCACCAUUUGAAAAUACAUUAAGUCUGUGUAAUAAAAUGUAUUCCAAAAUAUUGCUGCUA